AUGUGUAACCACCUGAGGAGAUACUGGAUGCAGAGAAUCCGUCUACUGAUCCAAAAAUUUCCCCCCCCCGACUCUACAACCAAAAAACCACCAGGUCCUACUCCAGCCCACUCCAUAACUCCAUCAGAACUUGAAUACGAACUCCGCAAGAGUGCCUUGAUGUUGUCAAUCUUGAUCAAUCUGGUAGAUAUUGCUGGAUACAGCAUUAACUCAAAUGGGAAGUCGCAUGAGGCCUGGACCCUGCUAGCCAAGCAGUAUGGUGGCGCAAGCGAUAGGGCUAGAAAUAUGUGGGAGAGAGCGUUAGCAAACUGCAAGUUUGAAGAGGGAAUGAAGGUUGCAGGGGAGAAUGGCCAUAUCAAGAAAAUGCGCGCACUACACAAGGCCGCUAACAAUGUUGGUGCUGAAAUCACUGACAUACGCUUCAUCACUAAACUCCUCGACUCCUUCCCCAAGUUUUGGGACCCCAUCAUAUUGAAUCUUUACGAUAAAGAGGAUUUAAGCGAAGUAAUCAUGAAACUCACCUCACACGGGGAAUGUCUCGCCAAUCGCGCAUCUGAAACCACUAAAACAACUAAUCACGCAUUUGAUUCCGUCAAAGCUCUGGAAGCAACAGUCCACACACUGCAGGCUGAAGUGAAAACCCUACGAACAAGGCCUGGAGGAUCAUCUAACCCAAAUAAGUCUCACCUUGUAUGCUCCAACCCUUCAUGCAGAAAGACUGGACACUUGAUCCCUGAUUGUUUCCAAAUGGGAGGUGGGAAGCAGGGACAAUACCCCCCAUGGUGGAAAGGGAAGCGGACCAUUUCGCCUAUCGCAAAUUUGGUGUUCUCGUCCUUGACAAUAGAUGGUACAAUAAACACUGGUCGACACUUCGCCUUAUCGGCAACAUUCGACAACAACUUGGUAUAUACAAUCUACAUGUCCUUAGUCCUUAAAAUGUUUGGUUCUUGUGUUAUGGCACCAACUUUGUCCAAAAAAUCAUGUGACAUUACUUUUGAUCAAUCAAAAAUAUCCUGGUUCAAGAUAUAG
This is a messenger RNA of Laccaria bicolor S238N-H82, 1029 nucleotides long. RefSeq lists its product as uncharacterized. The transcript is spliced from 5 exons. The coding region runs from base 1 to 1029 and encodes 342 amino acids. The record is from RefSeq and is a predicted model, not a curated record. NCBI's taxonomy places the organism in Eukaryota, Fungi, Basidiomycota, Agaricomycetes, Agaricales, Hydnangiaceae.